Molecule: messenger RNA, 1068 nt
Organism: Desarmillaria tabescens
Lineage: Eukaryota; Fungi; Basidiomycota; Agaricomycetes; Agaricales; Physalacriaceae
Product: Isochorismatase-like protein
Exons: 2
Coding region: 133-852 (239 amino acids)
Source: RefSeq, a predicted model, not a curated record
CUGUGAGUAGGAGCGGAAUUACUUUCCUCCGUCUACCAAAAAGGUAUCAGAUACCACGCUGUGCGGUCCGAUCCUCCGGAACUUGUCCUUGAACUUCCGACGAGUCGACAGACAUCACCCAUUGCAUUCACGAUGACUACUAGUCGUCCACAAAAUUUCAAGCCUGGAUUGCUCAUUAUUGACAUGCAGAAUGAUUUCUGCCCUCCUGAUGGCUCUCUUGCUGUUACAGACGGGCGCUCCAUCAUACCAAUAAUUAAAAAGCUCGCAACUUUACCCGCAUUUGUGUCUAAGGUCGCAACGAAAGAUUUCCACCCACCCAACCACGUUUCUUUUGCCUCCAAUCACACGGCGCCUAACAACGUACCCUUCACUUCAUUCGCCACAAUCACAAAUCCCUACAACCCAAGCGAGUCAUACCAGACCCGUUUGUGGCCGGAUCACUGUGUACAAGGCACCGUAGGCUCAGAGCUCGUCGAGGGCAUGGACCCAGCAGCUAACAACAUAGACGCCGUGAUCGAAAAAGGCGUAGAUAGCCGUGUGGAGAUGUACUCCGCCUUCUACGACCCGUUCACGUCCCCAAGGAUCUGUGACAGUGGGUUAUCUGAUUUUCUGAAGAAGUCUGGAGUGAACUGGGUUUAUGUCGUGGGUUUGGCCCUCGAUUAUUGCGUCCGUGCUAGCGCUUUGGACGCUCGAAAGGAGGGCUUCGAAGUUGUUCUCGUUAGAGAUGGCACAAAAGCAGUUGACGGAUCUGAAGAGAACGUUCACAAAGUGGAAGAAGAACUCCGUCAAGCGGGUAUCAGGGUUGUCGAUAUGGCAUCCCCUGAAGUCCAAUGGCUAUCUACGAGCAGUUAAUCACAAUCCUUUAUAAGUAAUCAUCAUUUUCAGUGUAAAAAUAUGCUUCGAGAAUACAGAAUUGUUCAAUACAACAAAUGGUUAAUUACUCGCUUGACUUUGGCGUCGGUCUGCCUAUUGGCAUUCUACUGGUGCAAAGUCCUCACUCAUCAUCAUCACCAUAAUCCGAAUCCUCAAAAUAAUCAUCACCAGUUGGACCAGCUUGCGUCGAGACCG